AGCACGCUGAGACAAAGACGCGCACGAAAACUGAACGGAAAAACGGAAAAGGCAAAGACGGAUGAAGCAGCGCAAAAGGGGAAGCCAAAGCAGGCGCUAAAUAUUUUCAAAAUAUAUAUAUUUAAAAACUUUGCGCUUCGCUUCGGUAAUAUUUGUAUGCAAAUCUAAUCAGAGUGUGCCUGUGUGUGUAAUUGUUAUAAAUCAAAACGCGAGCAACAACAACAACAGCAACAACAAAAGCAGCUUAGCCCGAAAUGUAAAAACCCACAAUAAAGUAACAGAAUCAAUUCAGGAUCCACUACAACAACAACAGCAAAAACCACUGUCGCGUCUCCAAAUGAAACAAUAAUUGAAUAAUUGAAUUACGCAAAUAACUAAGAAGAAAAAAAGCAAAGAAAAAGGCGAAUAACGAGUAAAAAGUAAAAGUAAAAAAGUAAAAAGUUUAAAACAAAUUCGUAAAGCCGUGUACUGAGUAAGCCAGUCAGCGCUUAAAGUACCAUAUAUAGUUGUUCUUAUCUAUACCCACACUCAAUUAAUUGCAGCUGAAUGCACGACUCCUUGCAGAAAGAAGGAUCGUAAAUAGAGUCUAUCAAUAUAUGUGCAUAUGCAUAUAUAGCGACGUUCACGAACUGUAUCUGUCACUGUCACUGAGAGCGAUCGAUAGCUGUACCUCCAUGUGUGUGCAUGAGUGGCAGCAUCAGUAGCGCACCCAAGGACCAAGGACCUCAUCCACAUAGCCCAUCAAUCUCUCAGAUGCCAGUAACGGAAUCCCCCCGAUAAAGGCAUCGCAUCGCAUCGAAUCGAAUCGAACUGCAUCGCAUCCAUUGGACAAGGACGAGGACGAGAACGCGGACUAGGACUAAAGGACAGUGACUGACGCAUCCUGCGCUCGUUUGAUCGUUCGUUCGCUCGCUCGCUCGCUCUAUCGCUCUUUCGCUCGCACGCACCAAAAAAACCAAACAGAUAUACCAGAAACAAUACCAAGCAAGCCAGAAACCAAAUAAUACCAAGCUAAACAGACGCCUCAUUACCAAACAUCGAACGUUUCGUUGUCGUUUAACCAAAAAAAUAAGCAAAAAAAACCAGAAGCAAAUCAAUCCAAUUCAAUCAAAUCCAAGCCAAGCCAAUCCAAUCCAAAAUCCAAACAAUUCAAAUCAAACCGUAUCCACGAGACAUAGAAACUGAACAGUAAACAGUAAUCAGUAAGCAGUAAGCAGUAAGAUCAACAGUAACAGAAAACCCAAAGCAAAAAGCUAAAGCAAUCAUCAGUCAAAGUCGAUAACCAAAACCAGCAACAUUCAGUUAAAAAUGGCCGAAGACGCUACCAUGGAGACAUGUCCAAGUCCUGAAAUCGGCGACUCACGCAAAAGGCCACUCGAUUCCGAUCCGGAAAAUGAACAAACUAAACGCUCACAUUUCAGUUCCGGUGAGUCAGUUUGUUCUGGAAUUGAGGUUGAAAUUGAAAAUAAUAACAAUAAUCAUAUUCAUCAUGGCGAGACAACGUAUCACAUGAAAAUACUGGUGCCCGCGGUGGCCUCCGGGGCCAUCAUCGGCAAAGGUGGCGAGACGAUCGCCUCCCUGCAGAAGGACACGGGUGCUAGGGUCAAGAUGUCCAAGUCGCACGACUUCUACCCAGGCACCACCGAACGCGUGUGCCUGAUCACCGGCUCCACGGAGGCCAUCAUGGUCGUGCUGGAGUUCAUCAUGGACAAGAUCCGCGAGAAGCCCGACCUGACCAACAAGAUCGUCGAUGCCGAGUCAAAACAGACACAGGAGCGCGACAAGCAGGUCAAGAUCCUGGUGCCCAACUCCACUGCCGGCAUGAUCAUUGGCAAGGGCGGUGCCUUCAUUAAACAGAUCAAGGAGGAGAGCGGCUCCUAUGUCCAGAUCUCGCAGAAGCCCAAGGAUGUGUCGCUGCAGGAGCGCUGCAUCACCAUCAUUGGCGACAAGGAGAACAAUAAGAACGCCUGCAAGAUGAUCCUCUCGAAGAUCGUCGAAGAUCCCCAAUCGGGCACCUGCCUGAACGUCUCCUACGCGGACGUCAGCGGCCCGGUGGCCAACUUUAAUCCGACCGGCUCCCCGUACGCCACCAAUCAGAAUGCCAUCAACUCGAGCACCGCCUCGUUGAACUCCACGUUGGGCACCACGAUCGGCGGUGCGAACUCGGCGGCCAGCCUGCUAGUCAACGGCACCGGCAUCAACUUGUCCAUCAAUCUGGGCUCACCCAAUCCGGCGCCCAAUCUAGCGGUUGCCACCCAGCUGCUCGAGCACAUUAAGGUUGCCAUGCGCGGCUCUGGCUACUCGGAGACCGUAACGAACGAAGUCGUCGCCGCACUGGGCGUGCUGGCCAAGUACGGUGUCCUUGGAAUGGGCGUGGGCGUGUCGCACACCAACGGCGCCCACUCGACGCUGGGCAACUUCCUGGGCGUAACGACGCUGGACCAGCAGACUGCGGCCGCCGCAUCCGCGGCCAACGCCAGCAAUGUGUUCGGUGCCGUCGGCCAGGUGAAUCUGGAGCAAUAUGCCGCUGCGGCGGCCGCUGCAGCUGCCGCCAGUCGGCCGACGCAGUCGCAACUGGACGCUGCCGCAGUGCAAUUCGAUCCAUUCCGCCAUUUGGGCUCGGCCACGGCGCCGGGCGCCACGCCCGUCUCGCUGAACAACAAUAGCUUUGGGCUGACGGCAGCCACGGGAACGGCGACCACGGCGCAGCUGGGCGGUCUAAGCAAGAGCCCCACACCGGGCGACCUUAGCUCCAAGGACUCGAAGAACGUCGAGGUGCCGGAAGUGAUUAUCGGCGCAAUUCUAGGUCCGAACGGUCGUAGUUUAGUUGAAAUUCAACAUGUUUCUGGCGCAAAUGUGCAAAUUUCCAAAAAGGGCAUAUUCGCACCUGGCACUAGAAAUCGCAUUGUAACCAUAACUGGUCAGCCGAGUGCCAUUGCCAAAGCGCAAUAUCUAAUUGAACAGAAAAUCAACGAGGAGGAGACAAAGAGGGCGCGACAAAUUCCAUUAACCACUGUUGUGAAUUAAAAUAAAAAAAAAACAAACAAAAAACAAAACAAUAACUAAUAUCCGAGUAAAGCAACAAACCAGCAAUCUUAACAGAACAUCAAACAAACAGGCAAACAGCAAAGCAACAACAAACAAACUACCCCUUACCCCCGACGAUUUUCCUCUUAAACUUGUUAAUUUCUUUGUAAAACGAGAGGGAAAUUUAUAAACUAACACUAAACUAAAAUGAAAUGAAAUCAAAUUAAAUGAAAAGAGAAGAGAAGAGAUUACAAAAAGGAAACACCAAUUGUUAUGCUUGCAGCGCAGAGUUAAGCAGUUAAAGUCGAAAAUAAUAAUAAUAAUUAUGUAUUGCAAAAAUCCAGACAUUUUUUUUUUAAGUAAACAGUUCCAAGGCCUUCACCUCAAGCGAUUUGCUUUAACUAACGCCCCUUAAGAAAGUGAAAAACGAGACGAGAGAAGUAGUAAACAAAAUCUGUAAAAAUACUAUAUAUGUACUACCUUCUCAGCUAUACAAUGUUGCAUUUGUUUGUCACGAUCGUAAAACGUAAAAACGUUAAAAUCGAAAACAAGUUUUAUUGCCAAUUGCCAGUUAGACACACAACUAGUUGCGAAAGAAGAGCGUUUGGGUUUUUGGUUUGUUUGUGAUGCGUAUGUUUGCGUUGCGUGUUUUGUUUUUGGUACUCCCAACCAAGCUAUACGAUACGAUACAUGGGGCAUAUAUACAUAUGUAUAUGUACACAGUUGUUGAGUCUUGUUUAUAUAUAUAUUAUCUACACACAUAUGCCCAUACAUAUAUAUAUAUACAUAUGCCACCACCCACUUACACACUUACACACCGCCCCCAAACCCCAAACACACCUAAUUAUUAGCAUUAUGUUGAGCUAAACGAAAAUCAAAUGUAAUAAUGAGCGAGCGUUUUCAGUGAAAACUUCAGGUGAUUCUUACCCUCGAAAUAAGGUAAAUAUUUUACUACACUUCCCUCCCGCAAAAAAAAAGAAACUUCCACAGACAAAAACACUUGCUAUAGCUGCUAUACACUGCAACUGCAAACAGGCUAGUGAAACAUACAAUUUCAAAGAGUUAAGCAAAAAUAUGAGUGACUUUGUUGACCUUUUCGUUAUUUCGUGAUUUCGUUAAAGUUUUCUGUUCCAUCUGUUCUCUGUUGUUGCCCCACUCCCUCUAAUUGCUUAUCGCUGUUAAUAUAAAAUAUAUAUCUCUAUAUAUAUACUAUCCACCUACGAUUCUGCAGCCUGACCUCUGUAUAUGAACACUUUCGGAACGCUACAGUUGAUGUUGAUCUUGAUCAUGAUAAUGUUGUUUAGUUUUAGAUACAAUCCGAUCCGAUUCAAUUCGAUCGGAUCGAGUGGUGUUAAUGUGUUGCGCGCGCACGUGAGUCUCCUUUUGGUUAUGAUUUUGUGCUCCCGAUUUGUUACUCCUUAUAACUUUUGUUUUAUGUAUACAUAUUAUUUAUGAAAAAAAAAAAUACACACACAUUGCGAUUUGUUAGUUGCCAGUCUGAGAACUGCACUUCUUACCUUUUCUCCAUUUUUUUUCUUGUCAUUUUGCGUUUGUUAACCACUAUUUUUGGUAAAUUUAGCACAUUUGUUUCUCACAUUCUAAUUUUAAGUCUUACAUUUUCUCUCACCUAAUGCAUCACAAAUAUCUUAAAGACAAACAAAACAAAAAAAAAAAUACGAAAACAACAUGAAAAAACCUUAGCAAAACAAUUAUUUCUUUGUAAAAUAUUCGCAUUAAAGCAUUCAUUUAGGGGUUUCUUCAUACGUCAAAACCAACAAUCCACCAAACAAUUUCCCUUAUUAAUUUUAAGUAUUGUGCAAUUAUUAAACAUUGUUUCAACGAACAUUUCAUAACGAUUAUAUGUACAUAUCUAUCUAGAAACGCAGUGUAAAGACAAAAGAUGUUAACAUCACAUUUAAACAAACAAAAAUUCCCUGUUCAUAUACACACAAAAUACACAAGGAUAAAAGUACCCAUACGAACACCACUCACCUACAGAGAGAGAAAUGCCUUACUUGUAAUGAAAUUUUUCUUAUUUACUUUAUUCCUUACACAUAUAAUUUAGUUUAACACAUUUCUUUUCGAUAAAUAAAACGAAGAUGAAACGAAAUUUAAAUAAAAUUUGACUACAAAACCAACAAAUGAAAACCAGCAACGUUUAUUUUCUUGUUUAUUUUGGAGCGUUCUGCGCACCACCACCACCACUGCAACCACCAUUACCACCCACCAAUUCACCACCCACAAGCGCCGCACCACCACUAACCCAAUCGUAUCCCCAAACCAAACCAAAUCAGUCUACAACAUUAUCAUGACCAAUCAAAAUCAACUCAAUCAGACAGUCAGCCAGUCAAUCAACCAGUCAAUCAGUCAACCACUUCUUUGCUCAGUUCGAUAACUAUUUCGAAAUCGAUUCAAUCACUGAAAACGCUCAUCACCGUAGUGAAAUGAAGGAAAAAAGUAACAAACCACAAAUACCAGAAAAACCACAACGGCAACCAAUCCUAAGCUAAGUCUAUAUAUUUAAGUUGAAAGUUGUUCUUAUUAAUUUUUGCUAUUAUUGUUAAAACUUACCUACAAUUGUUCUUAUUUGUGCAAUAUUUAUAUAAUACGAUUAAAAUACAAAAUCAAAUGAAAAACAGAACAUAAUUAUAACACAAAACGAAAGAGAUCUAUAAGCAAACUAAAGCUAAAUGUGGAAACGAAAAAAUCCAGAGAGUAAAUUUGAAAGUACAGUCGUAAAUGCUAGUGUGCCUUGAAAUAUGCAUUAACAUCCAAAAAGAAAACAAAUCGAAAAACGUAAGGGGAAGGUAUAAGGAAAACGAUGUUGGUGUUUUAUUCGAACCUAUUAUUUUAUGAGUAUCAUAAAGAAAAAAAACAACAUGAAUAAGUCAAAUCCAGAGAUCGAUACAAUUCGAAAGUACAUAAAUGCAAUAGACCGUCUUAGAACAGCAGAAAGCAGAAGUCCACAGUUACAACUUUGAAAUAGUAGCUUAACAAACAACAACAGCCAAAAUCACAACAAGCAUAAGAACACAGAUCCCCCUUCGUCCACCCCACAAAAACCAACCAAGUCAACCAAUCAAUCAGUCAAUCAGCCAAUCAGUCAACCAACCAACCAAUCAACCUACCAAUCCAACAACAAACGACAUUUAUUUCGACUUCUUCGCCUUACGUCAGUUUGGGAGUUUCAGAGCCCCCAGAAUCGAAGCACUAUAUCUCUAUGGUCUAUCUAUCGCAGACACCAACUCACAACCCCCAGCAUACACACACAGAUACACUCACACACCCACAUGAGACACACAUGAGAUACACCUGAGUAACACACCUCAGCUGAGACAACACACCUCUCGCAUACAUUCACACAUUCGUACUAAAUAUCAGUAUCAGUAUCACUUGCGCGUGCUCACUGAGUUAUGUUUAAUGUAUGAGUUUUAUAUGAUAUGAUAUGAUAUGAUAUCUAAACGUAGUUGAGGAAGGAAGAAGAAAUAAACACAAAUAUAUAUACUUAUAUUUGUACUGGAUCUGUGAUAUGUAUUUAAAAACAACAAAGAAAAAAAAAAUGAAAACAAACAACAAAACAAAGCAAAAAUAUAUUUAUUAAAAAGGAAGUCAAACGAUACUUGAAAUUAAUUAUGAAAUAAUUAAUUUUUUAAUGAGACAACUAAGAGAAAAGAAAAGCUUUACUUGAAAAGCCAAGAAAUCUCCCCCCAAAAUCAAGUUCUCAAUUCAUCGAUCGAUGCAUGGACAGUCCGCGACUCCAGACUCCAGACACCACAAACCAGACUCCAUAGUCCAGAGUCCCAGAGUCCAGGGUCCCCAAUCCCCAUAUGCAUACGUAUUCACCGCAAAAAGGUUUUUGCCAGUUCCAAACACUCCGUUUGUCAGAAAUGUCCGAUUUGCAAUCCAAUAGUUAGAACCCUACUCCCCCCGCGUGGCUGAGGGGGCGUGACGAAGGGAAGAUGGAAAGAUGGGAUGUUGGGGAAAUGGAGAUACUCGGGGAUCGAACCGAUCGGAUGUGAGAUCAGAUCCGAUCCCAUCGGUUCAAAGGACCCGCGUCCCGCUUUCGACGUGUUUAUGCUUGUUUGGAUUUUAUUGUUUAAAUGCGUUUGUUAUUUGCUGUACAAAUUGAAGCUUCACGCAACCCGCUACAACCAUUAGGUUGCAAGCUGCUGGUGGCAAGUUGCACCAUUUAGGCAGAGUCCUGCGGCCGCAUGAUUGCUUUGUGCUUUCCAUCGAUAAACCACUGUUACUGCCACUGGCACCCACGAAAACCCACUUAUCAGGCACAUUCGUCAUGCAACUCAUCCUCUAUCGAGCACCAACACCCCCCACCUCCCGAGCACCAACUUAUCCAACUAUCCAACAAUCCAUAUAUCCAACUAUCCUAGAAACCAACUAUCCACUGCAAUCAUACGAAACUAGGAAACUUUGGAAAGACGUGCGCAUUCAGUUCGAUUCACCCAGUUCACACACACGAGUUUUAGAAGCUUAGGAGUUUUAUUCACUUAUUGAAAGGCAUCUAUAACAAUAACGAUGGAGAGGGAUGGAAAGGAUAGGUGGUAGGGAAAAGAGAAAGUAAUACAGCUGUUAUGUCAACGACGGAGUCUAUUAGUGUUAAAGUAGUAAGCAUAAAAGCGACUUUUAUUAACUAUAUACAUACAGUACAUAAAUAUCUAAAGUAAUUCAAAUUCGACUUUGAACAUUUAAAAUGAAGGAGAAAACCGAAAAUACCAACAAGAAAUAUAGCGAAGUGGCAAAUGAGUUUUGCACCUCGAAAUGAAAUCCGUAUGUUGCUAAAAAUACAAAUAUGUAAAGAGGAGUUCAAUUUAUCAAUCAAAUCUCGUAUAGUACAUACAAAUAUUGCAUACAUACAUAACUACAUACUUAAAGCGAAAAGAAGCGAAAUGUUGCGAAAAGAAAGAAGGAGCGAUGAGAGUAACUUUAAUUAUAAUUUGUUAUGCUUUGCCACCCACACUGUUAUUAGAACAAUUAAACAUUACGAUGCAUUAUGCAUUAUAUACAUAUAAAUGUACACACCCCAUAUGCAUAUGAUAUACCUGUACGUAUACCCACACACACAUUGAAGAAGCGAACAUGCGAUUUGCGAUUUGCGAUUUGCUAAUGGCUAUUUGCUACCCCGCUGGUAUUGGUAUUGAUAGGUCGGAGAACUAACUGAAUCAUUAUAUAACCUCAUAUAGCAUUGUAUGUAUAAAAUUCUAUCGGAUCGGCCGAAUCAACGCGGCGACGUUCUGCGGAGACGUUCAUUCAGCAACCACAACCGAAGCAUACAACAUUAGUAAAAUAUUAAAUACUAUAUAUAUAUAUAUACACGUACACUAAAAGUAUAAAACGUAGUCGUUAGUGUGAUAAAUAAAAUUAAUAUUAAUUAAUUCAAGCAAAUAAAAGUGGUUUAACGAUUCAAACAAAAGAACCCAGUACCCAAAAAAAACGAGGGACGUGCAGGGCCUCAAUUUCGAAUGAAAAUGAAAACUGCAGCUCGGCACGGACCCCAAAAAAACUAUUUAUUUAUCUGCGUUUCCAUUUGGCACAAUUCAUUUAGCACACAUGGGUCUGCAUCAAAAAUAUGUAAAGUAGCCGAAGAAAAGAUUUUAAACUCCCCAAAAGUAUCGAUGAGAUGAAAAAGGAAGCCCAAUGCACGAGAUAUUGCUGUGCAGUAUGGGAUGUCGUUAAAUGAUCCUAGCCAUAAGUCAUAAUUCAUGAAACUACAUCACAGUCAUAGUGAAAACAUAUUUCAAUGAAAUCUUAUUCAGUGUACAAACUAGUUAACGGCAAAUGAAUAAAUGAAUAUUAACUUUCGGAUCGUAACAAGUAAAAAGUCGAAUUUUCGAGUCUUCUUCACUUAAAAAACACUUUCGCAACCCAAAACCUAGGAAGUUGCAUACGUGAGUACCUUAGAAAACAGAAACAAAAGUUACAUAGAAAUUACGGCCUUCACGAUAUCUGGCCAAUAUCACAAAAACAGCAACAGGUCCCGGUCCCCCAAAAGUCCAACAUUUCGCUCAACUCGUAGUAAAUCUCAUUUUAUACAAGCGAUAUGAUUCGAUUCGAUAGCAUUACUUUGCGAUCCUCUGAAAGUUUCCUCGGAGACCUAGGACAUCCAUUUGGAGCAGGGGAUAUAUCCAUAUAUCUGCCGAUCUAGAAACACUAGCGCACUCUUCUCACUCGACGUCAGAUUCCGUUGCACACUAUAGGAAUUACGAACAGCAGCCACACUUUUCGAUCUCUCAAUAGGUUUAUAGAGAAGAAUUAAUUAUAAUGAUAUUGACACGGAUCGGAUCGAUGGUCAUUCGAAAGCGCGGAACAUUAGCAAACAAACAAAAAAACAAAAAAGCAAACAUCAUGGAAACUCAUUCAAAAGUAAAAGUACUAAAUCUUUUAUGAUUUGACUGUGAUAAUAAUAAUGACAAAAUGAGAAAUGAAGUCGGAAGGUGUAAACAAAUUAACGUAUAUAGAGUAUUUAAAUGUAUGUAAAUACAAUGCAAAUGUAAUAUUAACCUAGGUGCGAAAUGAAAUAAUGAUGGCUCCAAACAAAAAACACAAAAAAAAAAAACGGAAAUAAGGCAAACAGCAAUGCGGCAAUUCGGUUGGUGGAGAAAGUAGAGAAUGUUGAUUAAAUAGCCGCAAUGAAAACGAAUGAUGAAAUUUCGUCGCGCAGAGAAACAAGUUUUACUUAUACAUAUUAGCAAAAUAUUUAAAUAAAAUUUUAGCAAACAAAAAUCCCUUUCUGAGUGCAAACGAACCCGAAAUAAAGGAAACUAACUGAAGGUCCUAAUUGAAGUAAACAAAAUAAAUGCGAAAUGAAAUCAACGAUAUUUAGUUUAGUUAUGCUCUAUUUACAAAGUAUAAUCAAUUGAAGUUUUUUAAAAAUCAAGUAGCAAAGCAAACGAUUUUAUAGAUUUAUUCAUUUAGCAUUUGAAAAUCGCUAUGGUAAAAGAUCACACAUAACCACGGUAUAAAAUAGGUUUUUCUUAAUUUCGCUCAAUUUCAUUUAACGAGGUAUAGAUUUGAAAACAAAAAAAGAAAAGAAAAAGACGAAAAACCAAAAACCAAAAAGUACGUCAAGUAACAGCAAAAUAGUCUAGUGAAAUCUUUAAACAAUUAAAUCAAAAGGUAUCCCUACAAGAAGAUUCUUUAAAGUAGCUCAUUCAAGUUUUAAUAAAUCGAGAAAAACAUAAUUUUUGCAAUUAAACAAAACGAUAAGAAAUUCUGUACAAUUGCGAACGAAAAGUAUGCAAACAGUUACUCCUCUCUACAUACAUAUAUAUGCAUAGCUAUAUAACCCCAAGUGAAUCAUACUCGAACAAAUAAUGAAAAUGGAAAUGAAUAAGAAAAUGAAUAAGAACAUGAAAUUGAAAAUGAAAAUGAACAAGAUUAUAAUGCAGAUUGCGACUAAAACUUUACGGUAAUGGCGCGCUAAACGGCCAACAAUAAAAUGAAAGCUAAGCUAGGUAGGCGAUGGAUCGGUACCGAUGUUGGGUACAGUGCGGAACAAGCAUGUAUAUCGAAUGUAAUGGUUAUGUUAUGUAAUGCGGCGGCGCAUCUGUAUGUAUGUAAUAGUAUUUAUAGAAAAUUUGUUGAAUACAUAUAUACACACGCAGAAACACACAACCACAGAGAAACACUCCAACCAGGAAAGCCAAUAAGUGCAUACUACAUACACAGAAACAUUAUAACGAUCCGCAUCCAGGAUGGAAAAUUAGAAAUGCAAAGUUAGGACGGUACAUAAAUGAAUUACGUGAAUUACACACUACACAUUUAAGAACGAUUAUAUAAAAAUGACAAAACUAAUAAAAAUUAUAUUAUAAUUCAA
Messenger RNA from Drosophila teissieri, 10858 nucleotides. RefSeq names its product RNA-binding protein Nova-1 (gene pasilla). The coding region runs from base 1309 to 3027 and encodes 572 amino acids. The transcript is spliced from 7 exons. Gene Ontology annotation, biological process: regulation of alternative mRNA splicing, via spliceosome; mRNA splicing, via spliceosome. Gene Ontology annotation, molecular function: mRNA binding. Gene Ontology annotation, cellular component: nucleus; cytoplasm. NCBI's taxonomy places the organism in Eukaryota, Metazoa, Arthropoda, Insecta, Diptera, Drosophilidae. The record is from RefSeq and is a predicted model, not a curated record.